Molecule: messenger RNA, 2475 nt
Organism: Vicia villosa (hairy vetch)
Lineage: Eukaryota; Viridiplantae; Streptophyta; Magnoliopsida; Fabales; Fabaceae
Exons: 6
Coding region: 1-2475 (824 amino acids)
Biological process (GO): proteolysis
Molecular function (GO): aspartic-type endopeptidase activity
Source: RefSeq, a predicted model, not a curated record
AUGGCUCAAAUGUUGAGUUUCAUGAAGGACAUUAAGGAUGAGCAGGAAAGGGCUAGGGAAGCUCGAAAUCGGUAUGAGGAAAUGCCAAACGAUGGCAAUCCACUGUUAGGAUAUAUUCGAGGCUUUGACCCUCAUAAGUCAAAUGCUCACUCAUCAAAGAGGGUUACCAAAACCCAUGAAGAGGGAGAAGCCUCCCAUGAAGGAUUUAUUCCCGCCAUUCAGAAAGAGGGGGCGCCUCGCACUGUUCGCAUCCCUGCUAACAAUCCACCUAAGGAUGAGGAUUAUGUGGAUUUACAAUAUGGGGAAGUGGACGAACCAAAUCAGGAGUCCCAACAUAACCAAACCCAAGCUGAUUAUGAGGAAAGUGCUAGAAAUAGUGGACAAAUUAAGGCGUUGGAAGAAAGGAAGAUGGCUGCUUACGCCAAUGAUCAAAAGCUAAUGAUGCAUUUCUUCCAAGACAGCCUGAGUGGGGCAUCUGUUGAAUGGCCUAUGCCACCUCCGAUUCCCGGAAAAGCUACACCCAAUUUCAAAGCUAAUGAAAGGUGUGAAUUUCACGCCAAUUCUCCUGGACAUACAUUGGAAAAGUGUUGGGCUUUUAGGCACAAGGUUCAGGACUUAAUAGAGUCAGGGGCAAUCGCUUUUGACAAACCUAACGUAAAGACAAACCCUAUGCCUCGCCAUGAUGGCACAGUCAAUGCAAUAGAGGUAGUCACCGAGCAAGAGUUUGUUCAACAACGGGGCUCCCCCAUAGAUGCCUUUAAGAGGUAUCUACUUGCAAAGGGGUUCAUCCUCGAACAUAACGAAGCCUUUAAGACAACCCUGCAAAGACUUGUGAAUCAAGGGGUAGUUCAAUUUAAGGAAUAUCCUGAGGAAGAAUAUGUGGCCAUGCUGGACAGGAAUGAACCAUUGAUGAUACCUAGGCAAGGGGCAAGGAAGACAUUGAUCAUCCCUUGCGCCAAAGCGCCAGUGUUGAUACCCACACAAGUGCACACUAGGAUCAUCCCAGUCAGAGAUCCGUACCCUAUGGACAAAAUGAAAGCAGUCCCUUGGGAAUAUGAGUCUAAUACUAGUACCGAUGUGACAAACAUCGUUGGGCCUGGGGGCAUGACUCGUAGUGGUCGCAUAUUCAGUAUUGCAAAACCAAGUGAGAACCUAGCACAAGCAAGUGAUCAAGCUACUGUGGUCCCGACUGAAAAAGGCGCACCCAAAGACAAAGAAACCACUAACAAAGAUGCUGAAGAGUUCUUGGCGUUGAUUAAGAAAAGUGAUUAUAAGGUGGUGGACCAGUUGCACCAAACUCCAUCCAGGAUAUCACUCCUCUCGCUCUUUAGUGAUCAUGAGCUACCCCCACAAGGGAAAGAGCAUAACAAAGCCUUGCAUAUCUCCAUACAAUGCGGGAAAGCCCAUCUAUCUAGGGUUCUGAUCGACACAGGUUCGUCAUUAAAUGUGAUGCCAAAGGCCACCUUGGACAAGAUAGACUUGGAAGGACUGGUAAUAAGACCAAGCCGUCUGGUGGUCAAAGCCUUCGAUGGGUCGCAAAGCCUGGUGUUUGGAGAGGUGGACCUCCCUGUGGUAAUAGGCCCCCACACGUUCUGCAUCAAUUUCCAAGUGAUAGAGAUUGAACCUGCCUAUACAUGUUUAUUGGGACGUCCUUGGAUCCAUGCCGCUGGGGUAGUUACCUCUACUCUGCAUCAAAAGGUAAAAUUUGUGGAUGGAAACUCUAUAGUAACCGUCAAUGGGGAGGAGGACAUAUUUGUCAACAAUCUGGACUCAUACCGAUACAUUGAGGCUGGAGAAAAAGCAUUAGAGACUUCAUUCCAAGCGCUAGAGAUUGCCACUGCUGUCACGCUACCAAUUGAGAAAAUGCGAAGGGCGGUGACAUCCUGGAGAGACCUGCAAGACACAAAGAUGGAAGGCUGGGGCAAAGUUCCAGAAGUGCAAGAGAAAAGAGAUCGUCUGGGGUUAGGAUACCAACCAACAAAGAAGGCUGCACAGGAAGAGCAACGUUUCCCUCCGAUCGCACAAACUUUUGUCACAGGUGGAUAUGAACAUGCUCUCACAGGAAGAAUCGCUAGAUGUCAAAUGCUACUGUCAGAAUAUGAUAUUCAAUACGUCACUCAAAAAGCAAUAAAAGGGAGUGUACUGGCAGAACAUCUAGCUCAUCAGCCCAUUGAAGAGAAUCAGUCUAUGAAAUUUGACUUCCCUGAUGAGGACAUUAUGCUGCUCUAUCAGAGGAGAAUGAAAAAGGCAUUCGACAAAAAGGUCCGCCCUCGAACUUAUAAAGAAGGAGACCUCGUUCUCAAGAAAAUCUUACUGCCCCGACUGGAUGCCCGAGGAAAAUGGACACCCAACUACGAAGGUCCAUAUGUCAUAAAAACGGUGUUCUUAGGAGGAGCACUCGUCCUCACUACCAUGGAUGGGGACGAGCUACCACAUCCAAUCAAUUCAGACGCAGUCAAGAAAUACUACGCCUAG